GCAUUCCGUCUAAACUUUGAACGCUCCCCCCCUCCAGCUGCAACAUGUCGACGGCGGAGCGACAGGCAAGCGCACCCCAGGACAUCAAAAAUGUCGUUUCGUUCCUCCGGAGCAGCAAGGCGGGCAUCAAGAUUAGGGUCGGCGCUCUCAAUGGUAAACGUGUCGACUACUUCAAGGGCAAGACGGCGGCCAAAGCGCUGCAGUCCCCCGCAUACGCCAAGCUCAAGAACGUCCCGCCCGUAACGUCCGACGAGGACGCCUCCAAGCUCCUGCAGUCCGUCAUCCCCUUCACGUUCUUCCUGCGCGUCGAGCGCGGGAGCCCGUCGGGCUCGGCGGCGAGCUCGCCGCGCGUGCUGCAGGUGCUCCCGCAGCAGGCGUUCGCGCCCGAGGGGUACUACGCGUGGUUCUACGAGGGCAGCCAGUGGACGACGUACGCGGGCGGGCUGCUCAUGGUCGCGGUGAUGCUCGCGGGGGUGAUGUUCCCGCUGUGGCCGCCGAUUAUGAGGCUGGGCGUGUGGUAUCUGAGCGUGGCGAUGCUCGGGCUCGUCGGCGCGUUUUUUGUGCUCGCGAUUGUGCGGCUUGUGUUUUAUAUUGUGACGCUGGUUGUCGCGAGUCCGGGGAUAUGGAUGUUCCCGAAUCUGUUUGCGGACGUUGGUGUGAUCGAGUCGUUCGUGCCCGGGUGGGAGUGGGACAUCCCGAAGAAGAAGGUGAAGAAGAGCAGGAAGGGCAAGGCGCCGGCGGGGAACACGCCCGAGGAGAAGCUCGCGUCCAACGGCGGCGCGUUCAUCGAGGAGGUCGACACCCCCGACAGCUCUCGACCCGUCAGCCGAGCUGGCCGAGCUGCCCGCGUAGAAGAGGUUCCCGACGAAGACUCGUAACUGCGCCGCGGACGAGGCGAGGAAGAAGUCACCCCUUUUUUCCAUUGUGUGGGCCGUGCAUCCGGAUGGUGUUGGAGGCGGAGGACGGGCUUUCACCGAUUCAUCCCUUUGCAUCUGAGGGUUCUAGAACAGGCUGUGGUUUGUUUGCGUUCGGUUGUUUAGUUUUAUUCCGCCUUUCACUGUGUCAUACGGAUUCUAAUUCCAAUAUACUAUGCAUAGUACUCUUUUGAAGGCACGGCGUUGAGGCGUC
Messenger RNA from Coniophora puteana RWD-64-598 SS2, 1128 nucleotides. Its product is annotated as translocation protein. The record is from RefSeq and is a predicted model, not a curated record. The transcript is spliced from 3 exons. The coding region runs from base 45 to 878 and encodes 277 amino acids. Lineage: Eukaryota; Fungi; Basidiomycota; Agaricomycetes; Boletales; Coniophoraceae. Gene Ontology annotation, biological process: post-translational protein targeting to membrane, translocation. Gene Ontology annotation, cellular component: endoplasmic reticulum; endoplasmic reticulum membrane.